UUCAACCUGCAGCUGAGAAUGUAAUGUUUUAGUUCAGUUGGCUUCAGUUCGUGACUCUUUGGGCGCCGUAGCUGUAAAAGGAUCAUGCUCAUCUUUGUUGGUCGUCAUGAAUGAGUGGUGGUGUCUGCCCGCUCUUUAUUUUAAGGCAAACAGGUAACAUUAUUAAUAGGUUUCCUGGAAAUGUCAAAAAUUCAAAUGUGUCAAUUGUCCAUUUCCUUCUACACAUGGUGUCAGUCAUUACUGUAGGUUUUUGUAUGUUUUGUAUUGAUGGUCAGGUGUGCCGACAUCAGAUCACACACAGACACUGACAUGUGAUACAGUCACAGCCGGCCUGUUGAACAGUCCCACGUAUGAGUAUGUGCAUCAGCCUGAAAGCCAAAGCACCUGUUGCUGUUCAACCAUUAGUUGUGUGGAUUCCCACUGUCACACCGCCCACCAUGUAUUAAUCUGGACCACAUCUGUUGGGCCUCUCUUGCUCCCCUUAAUACUAUACAGCGCAGAGUAUAUAUUUAAACGAGCAGUCAGUAAUAUUGCACAAAAGCAACACAAUUACCUUGGAAAUGAUGGGAUGUUUUGAGUGCUGCGUUAAGCAACGCACUCAUCGUCAGCCAGAGUGAGUCGAAGGAUUAGUCAGUGCUUAACAAUUACAAAGACCGGUUCCUGCAAUUUUAACACUUUUGUUUUUGUAGAUACAGGUGUAUGUUUCAACCUGCCUUCGCCUGGAAAACGCUCCGCCGUCAUGACUGUGGACGGCUACACUUUCAGUGAUUCAGGGAUGUAGGUCAUUAAAUCAAGCUGUCAACAAGCUGUGACAGUUUCGACUUAGAGAUUCAUGUGACAGGCAACGCCUCAGGCACAAACUCGCUACCUGCAUGAGUCAGAAUCAGUGUGGCUCACCUCCAGGAGAGACAUGAUGGCAUCUGUAGCCCGGCCAAUGAAGUCGAAGCAAGUCCGGGAAAUAAAGAGAGCGAGACGGGCACUGCUCAUAGACCUCUGCUUCAGCCUGGUGAGUGUCUGGCCUGGGAACACAAGCUAACAGGCAGCAGGAUGACUUUCAGGCUCAGCUUCCUGCCAAUACACAGAUCUCGGGUUUUAAACUGUGCCAGGGAGAUGAGCUCCCUGUUCUGGUCUGGGUCUGUCCCAGCAGGGGAGCUCUCAGCCUCCAGGUCCUGCCUGCGACGCUUCAUACUGGUGAAGCUGGUGACGGUGCUGCUGCUCCCGCGUGGAGCCGCCGUCGCCAUGCUGCUGGGCUGCGCCUUCAGCCUGCAGGCUCUGCUGCUGCUCCGCUCGGCCCACGUCUCCACCAAGCCCUCCACGGUGCUCCUGGCUCAGCUGGCUCUGUCGGACGGCCUGGUUCUAAUGCACUGGGCUCUGCCCCCGGCAGCCGCUCUGGCGUGGCGCGUGAAGGAGAUGAGCCGGAACGCCGGGAACGGCUCCGCGGAGGAGGGGGACUGGCUUUGGUGGAGGGGGGCUGUGGGUGCGCUCUGUCAGCAGCUGCUUGAUGCCCACCACCUGGCUUCGCUGCUGCUGCUGGGGCUGCUGGGCCUGGAGGCCACACUGGUGUUACGCUGGCCCGAGCAGACGCGGAGGUUCAGGACUUCGCAGCGGGCUCAGCUGUGCUGCAGCCUGGUCUGGAUACUGGCGCUGACAGAACUCGGGCUUUCGACUUGUUUACAGCAGCCCAGACAUCUGACGUACUCCUCAACACUACAACACCCAUUUCCUCUCCCAGUGCCUGCUUUCUCUCCGGGCCUGAGGCAAAUACUAUGGCUGGGGAAUGUGUGGCUGCAUUAUUUCGUCUUCCACAGCAAACCACAGAAGAGAAAGAGCUCCUUCCAUUAAAACCUGGGAUCAAAUAUUAUUAAUUAAAAUAAAAUAUUUAUUAACACAUAUAUUUAUAUUGUUAUUAUAUGUAUUUAUUCAAUAUGUCUGUACUUCAAAUGUAAAAUAGUCUGCUGAGGAUUCCUUGAUCUGUAUGUUAUGUAACCUGAGAGUUAAGGGAAUGGGCUUCAUCAAUAGUUGUAAAUGUAUAGAUUGUAAAAAAAUAUUUUAUGGAAAUUUAUUUACUGUAAAAAUCUAUUUAUGGUUUUGGAAAAAAAAUGUCAUACAGUACAUUAGGGGAUGUUUGUGAAACUAAAAGUUUAAAAUAACUUCAAUCAUAUGAUACUAUAUGAUACUUAUUAUGUGAAAGGAAUAUUGUUUUAUAAAGAAAAUUUUAAUUAGUUUACAUUUCUUGUUUACCUUGUUUCCUAGUUUGAAGAGUACAUGUUAUAUUAAAGGCAAGUCACACAGUGAGACAAAGAAGCAAAUGUUUCGUCCGUUGUCAUUUCAGGUCCUUAAAGUAAACUGGUCCCACAUAUUAACCCAGGACGAUUAUGAUCUGCUUCACACUGUAAACACAGUCUCCUCCUGCAGUCUCUCCCAUGUUUGACAUGGCAAAUGGCCCAGGAAAAAGGUGUUCCAACAAAAUUAAAAGCAAUUGAACACUA
This is a messenger RNA of Betta splendens (Siamese fighting fish), 2489 nucleotides long. RefSeq lists its product as uncharacterized. The record is from RefSeq and is a predicted model, not a curated record. The transcript is spliced from 3 exons. The coding region runs from base 1048 to 1842 and encodes 264 amino acids. NCBI's taxonomy places the organism in Eukaryota, Metazoa, Chordata, Actinopteri, Anabantiformes, Osphronemidae.